CCCGCGCAGCUCGCGCCGCGGUCCCCUUAUUUGGAUCUGCGGGAAUGUGGGCUGGAGCGGUCCUGCCGCGGUACCAGCCAUCUGCCUGUCCCCGGGACUGCCCCUAACCCAGGCGCGCCCGCUGCUCGGCAGGAGGGGCCGGCGGGAGCGCCAUGGCCUGCAUCCUGAAGAGAAAGUCUGCAAUUGCAGUAGGCUUCAUAGCUUCAUUCCUCUUCCUGCUGGUUGUGCGCCUAAUAAAUGAAGUGAAUUUCCCGUUGCUACUAAACUGCUUUGGACAACCUGGUGCAAAAUGGAUACCAUUCUCCUAUACAUACAGGCAGCCCCUUCGAACUCACUAUGGAUACAUAAAUAUGAGAACGCAAGAGCCUUUGCAACUGGACUGCGAUCUUUGUGCCAUUGUGUCAAAUUCAGGACAAAUGAUUGGUCAGAAGGUGGGCAAUGAGAUAGAUCAAUCCUCCUGCAUUUGGAGAAUGAACAAUGCUCCCACCAAGGGCUAUGAAGAAGAUGUCGGCCACAUGACAAUGAUUCGAGUUGUGUCCCAUACAAGUGUUCCUCUUUUGCUGAAAAACCCUGAUUAUUUUUUUAAGGAGGCAAACACCACGAUUUAUGUUAUCUGGGGUCCUUUUCGCAACAUGAGGAAAGAUGGCAAUGGCAUCGUUUACAACAUGUUGAAAAAAGUCAUCGACAUCUAUCCAAAGGCCCAGAUUUAUGUGACCACAGAGAAGCGCAUGAGUUACUGUGAUGGCGUUUUUAAGAAGGAAACUGGGAAAGAUAGAGUCCAGUCUGGCUCUUAUCUCAGCACAGGAUGGUUCACCUUCAUUCUCGCCAUGGAUGCCUGUUAUAGCAUUCACAUCUACGGGAUGAUAAAUGACACUUACUGCAAGAUGGAAGGUUAUAGAAAAGUUCCCUAUCAUUAUUAUGAACAAGGAAAAGACGAAUGUGAUGAAUAUUUCCUUCAUGAACAUGCUCCAUAUGGGGGGCAUAGAUUUAUCACUGAGAAGAAAGUGUUUGCGAAAUGGGCCAAGAAGCACAGAAUAAUAUUUACACACCCAAACUGGACAGUUUCUUGAUGUUGACUAUUUCUUUCUUGUCCUUCUGCUUGAUGUGAUCAUUAUACUGCAAACUGUGAUGUUAAUGAUGAUGAUAAUAAUGAUUAAGAUCACACAAUGAUGAUCAAGUUUCUGUACAUUCUCAGAUAUGGAUGGUGACUGGCUGUAAUGUGAGCUUGGGAUUCCAUAGAGGGUGGCUGUGCUCAUUAUGUUCUUUUUGAAGGUUCAACACUACAUCUGCACUUUAUAAUUUAACUGGAAGUAAAAUUGAAGGCCAGUAAUAUGCAGCAAUGACCUAAGAAAUGGGAAGAUGAUCC
Suncus etruscus (white-toothed pygmy shrew) is the source of this 1366-nucleotide messenger RNA. RefSeq names its product ST6 N-acetylgalactosaminide alpha-2,6-sialyltransferase 3 (gene ST6GALNAC3). Gene Ontology annotation, biological process: oligosaccharide metabolic process; ganglioside biosynthetic process. Lineage: Eukaryota; Metazoa; Chordata; Mammalia; Eulipotyphla; Soricidae. Gene Ontology annotation, molecular function: alpha-N-acetylgalactosaminide alpha-2,6-sialyltransferase activity. The record is from RefSeq and is a predicted model, not a curated record. The transcript has 5 exons. Bases 153 to 1070 code for a protein of 305 amino acids.